Symbiodinium necroappetens is the source of this 1167-nucleotide messenger RNA. NCBI's taxonomy places the organism in Eukaryota, Dinophyceae, Suessiales, Symbiodiniaceae. The record is from the annotation of a GenBank genome assembly.
AUGCGGCUGGCACGGCCUUUGCGCGUGGCUUUGAUCGGGGACAGCUGGGUCACGGACCUUUAUGAGAAGAGCGAUGGGAAUCGGGUGCGCAAGUCCCACACUGCCUGGGCCAUGGAGGCGAGUUUGCGACAGCGACUGGGGCAGGGUGUACAGGUGGACUUCGUCUUCGCAGGAUUCCCAGGCACAAGGUCCAGGGCGCUGCUUUCCAUGUGCUGGCUCUGCCGGCUUAGGGACAUGGCCAAGCUGGCGAAAAUGGGCUAUUCCUGGAAGUACGACCCAGCAAGAGCCUUGAAAGAGCAGCGCCUCCAGCCUCUCUCUGAGCAGCCACAGGAGGAGGAGCUAGAUGUCGCUGUCAUCUGCGUGGGGAGUAAUGACCUCUACGACCAACCCUCUUCUGAAAUCCUCCGCACACUCUCAGAACUCUGCAAGCACCUGGAAUUUCGAGGUGUGGAGGUCUGCCAGUGUUCCCUGUAUCUGCACGAAACCGAACGCCAGGCAUGGCCAGAAGCUGACCAGACUUGCCAGCAAGUGAACGAGACUCUGAAAGGGAGCAGCUGCAUCGACCUCGACGGCUUCUUGCAAUCCUUGAGUCCUCAGCAUUGGCGUGAUGAGCACCAUCUUGCGGACAGCGGCUACAAGCUCCUGGGGCAGAAGCUUGCCGGUGCCGUGGAGGAGCGCUUCUGCUCUCCGCCGACCUUCAUUCCCAGACGCUGUCCGUACCUGCUCCACGUGGAGGAAGUCGGCGAGCGCAGCUUCGUGGGGAACCUGGUCGCAGGUACCUAUGCAAAGCAGUGGUACGAACACCACGGCAAGCCCAUCUACUGGAAGAAGGUGGUCACAGAGCCGGAGGUUUGCCUCUUCUUCUGGGACGAUCGCAAUGAUCGGGAAGGGGUCUCCUGGCAGGGUUGGUGGCUGGGGCGUCUCGGCCAUGCGAAUACGGCUGUCGUGGAGCAUCCAGGUUGGGCCUUUUGCCCCGGUGACUCCACGGAACCACCGAAGAGCGGAUGGAUCGAGGUGCGCUCCGACAGCGCUCUGCGGCUCCGCAUCGAAGACACGCCGCAGCCACUCUCACAGGCCUCUCAGAACCCAUGGCCCUCGCAGCAGGGCCCCUUGUCACCUUGGAAAGGGUCGCCAACGAAGCGAACCCGCCACGAGGUCUGGCACUAG